AUGGGCUCUUCCUUUUAUCAAGUUCUCCUGUUGGUUGGCUUCUGUGCUCCAAUGUUCUGCAUGUUGUCAUCCAAUCCCUACAACCGAGAGUCCCCCCACCCUCUCUCUAUGAAGAGCAACCCAGCCUCCCAGGUGGCUCCCAGCAACACCAAGUUUGCCUUCUUGCUGUACCAGAGGCUGGCUCAGGAAAGCCCCGGUCAGAAUAUCCUCUUUUCUCCUGUGAGUAUCUCCACUUCCCUGGCCAUGCUGUCCCUGGGGGCCCGCUCAGCCACCAAGACGCAGAUUCUCCGGAGCCUUGGCUUUAACUUCACACACAUGUUGGAGCCCACCAUCCACAUGGGCUUCGAGCACCUGGUCAGCUCGCUGAACGAGUGUCACAAAGGCCGGGACUUGCGGAUGGGCAGUGUUCUCUUCAUCAGGAAGGAGCUGCAGCUGCAGACCAGGUUUCUGGACAAGGUCAAGAAGCUUUAUGGGACAAAAGUCUUUUCUGAAGACUUCUCAAAUACUGUCACCGCCCAGGCCCAGAUCAACAGUUAUGUGGAGAAGGAGACCAGAGGGAAGGUGGUGGAUGUAAUCCAAGACCUUGACUCUCAGACAGCCAUGGUCCUGGUGAACCACAUCUUCUUUAAAGCCAACUGGACCCAGCCCUUCAGUGCUGCAAACACGAACAAGAGCUUCCCGUUCCUUCUGAGCAAGGGCACCACUGUGCACGUUCCCAUGAUGCACCAGACAGAGUCGUUUGCCUUCGGAGUGGACAGAGAGCUGGGCUGCUCUGUUCUGCAGAUGGACUACAGGGGAGACGCCGUGGCCUUCUUUGUCCUCCCUGGCAAGGGCAAGAUGCGGCAGCUGGAGAGGAGUCUGUCUGCCAGGAGGCUGAGAAAGUGGAGCCGCUCGCUCCAGAAAAGAUGGAUCAAGGUGCUCAUUCCGAAGUUUUCCAUCUCUGCUUCCUACAACCUGGAAACCAUCCUCCCCAAGAUGGGAAUCCGUGAUGCCUUUAACUCAAACGCUGACUUCUCUGGAAUUACAAAGACACACUUCCUACAGGUUUCUAAGGCUGCUCACAAGGCUGUGCUGGAUGUCAGCGAGGAAGGGACAGAAGCCGCGGCAGCCACCUCCACCAAACUUAUAGUCCGCUCGAGGGACGACCCGUCUUCCAUCAUCGCCUUCAACGAGCCCUUCCUGAUGCUACUUCUAGAUAAAAAUACAGAAUCUAUCCUCUUUCUAGGGAAAGUUGAGAAUCCCAGGAAGAUGUAG
This is a messenger RNA of Apodemus sylvaticus (European woodmouse), 1254 nucleotides long. RefSeq names its product serpin family A member 9 (gene Serpina9). Gene Ontology annotation, biological process: negative regulation of endopeptidase activity. NCBI's taxonomy places the organism in Eukaryota, Metazoa, Chordata, Mammalia, Rodentia, Muridae. Gene Ontology annotation, molecular function: serine-type endopeptidase inhibitor activity. Bases 1 to 1254 code for a protein of 417 amino acids. The record is from RefSeq and is a predicted model, not a curated record. The transcript has 4 exons.